UGCAGGCGCUGAGAGCAGAGACCGGCGCGGGGUCCCCGGAGCCGGCUCGCCGCCCGCCGGGGGCUGGUAUGUGGUAGGGCAGGGCCAUGUAUUGGAAGAGUGACACGAUGUUCGUCUGCAGGCUGGAGGACAAGGACUUGCCCGCGCUCGGGGGCCCGGCCGAGAAGGCCAGCCCCGCAGCAGCUGACGAAGACUCCUGCUCUUCCUCCGCUGCCCUGUCGCCCUCCUCAUCGCCGCGGUCCAUGGCCUCAGGCUCGGGCUGCGCCCCCGGCAAGUGCGUGUGCAGCAGCUGCGGCCUGGAGAUUGUGGACAAGUACCUGCUCAAGGUAAAUGACCUCUGCUGGCAUGUGCGUUGCCUCUCAUGCAGUGUUUGCAGAACAUCCCUGGGAAGGCACACCAGCUGCUACAUCAAAGAUAAAGAUAUCUUCUGCAAACUUGAUUAUUUCAGGCGCUACGGCACCCGCUGCUCCCGCUGCGGGCGGCACAUCCACUCCACCGACUGGGUGCGGCGGGCUAAAGGGAACGUGUACCACCUGGCCUGCUUCGCGUGCUUCUCCUGCAAGAGACAGCUCUCCACUGGAGAGGAGUUUGCUUUGGUCGAGGAGAAAGUCCUUUGCAGAGUCCAUUACGACUGCAUGUUGGACAAUUUGAAAAGAGAAGUUGAAAAUGGAAAUGGGAUUAGUGUGGAAGGAGCAUUACUAACAGAACAAGAUGUUAAUCAUCCAAAACCAGCAAAAAGAGCUCGGACCAGCUUCACAGCAGAUCAACUCCAGGUUAUGCAAGCACAGUUUGCUCAGGACAACAAUCCAGAUGCACAAACACUUCAGAAACUGGCAGAAAGAACAGGCUUGAGUAGGCGGGUUAUACAGGUGUGGUUUCAGAAUUGCAGAGCACGCCAUAAGAAACAUGUUAGUCCUAAUCAUUCAUCUACUGCUCCUGUCACAGCAGUUCAGCCCUCCAGGUUGUCUCCACCCAUGUUAGAAGAAAUGGCAUACUCUGCAUAUGUACCCCAGGAUGGGACUAUGCUCACUGCUCUGCACAGCUACAUGGAUGCUCAUUCACCUACAGCUCUUGGACUUCAGCCUUUGCUACCCCAUUCAAUGACACAACUGCCACUAAGUCACACCUAAUUCCUUUCCGUCAGGGAUCUAAACUAUUAAAGAUGUAACCUUAAGUCAUAGUGUAUUGAAAAUAUCAUUGGAAAGAUAUUAAUGUUAAGUUUUUAUUUAACACGCCAAGCAUUUUCAAGAAAAUUUUUGCCCAGGUAUGUACGUCUAUUUAGCCUGCAAGACACUUUUAUGGAUUCUGCAUAAGUAACUAUUACAUUGUUUACAAGCCUUAUUAAACACCUGUUUGUAUUGUCUGGAAGUAGUCUGCUCUAGUUAUGUGUGUGUUAAUUUAUUUGUCAUCAAAAGAGCACUUUGCCUAAAAGAAAGGACUGACAAUUGUGCAAAAUGUUUACAAUUCUUUGUGAAAUUGUAGUUUAUCAUUAGUUUGUAUUUGUAAGUUAUUGGUAAAAGUAUUACCUGUAUUUGAGUUGUAUACAACCUAUAUGUUAAAGCUUAUUUCUGUGAGUUUACAAAAAUAAAUUUUAGUUGCAAAUAUUUUCAAAAAGAACUGAAUAAAGUUUCUGCUGUAGCAUGCCAAGCAAAAA
Molecule: messenger RNA, 1654 nt
Organism: Lonchura striata (white-rumped munia)
Lineage: Eukaryota; Metazoa; Chordata; Aves; Passeriformes; Estrildidae
Gene: LHX8
Product: LIM homeobox 8
Biological process (GO): forebrain neuron development; neuron differentiation; regulation of transcription by RNA polymerase II
Cellular component (GO): nucleus
Molecular function (GO): RNA polymerase II transcription regulatory region sequence-specific DNA binding; DNA-binding transcription factor activity, RNA polymerase II-specific
Source: RefSeq, a predicted model, not a curated record